AAGACACGGGAGAGGAGAUGGACAGGAACAUAUUAAAAUCUGGAUUAUUUUCUUGAUGCAGUUCAAGAUCAGUAGUGUCUCUUUGGUCGAAGAACUUUCUGGAGCAAGCAUUCAUUAGUACCUAAUCACUUUUCAUCAGGAUACCCUCUGUCGAUAUCAAAAUGGCAUUCAGAAGCGUCAUCGUCGCAGGUGCAAGUGGCACAGUUGGAGCUCCUAUCGUCGCAGCACUCUUGGCGUCCGGCCAAUUUAAAGUCUCAGCACUCUCUCGCCCAGACUCAAAAGCCACCUUCCCGGAAGGUGUGACUACUAAGCGAGCAGACCUGUCGACCCAGUCUGAGCUAAUUGAGGCUCUCCAAGGUCAAGAAGUCUUGAUCUGCACCCUUAACGAUGAAGCCGCUCCAUUACAAGCAGGGUUGAUAGAGGCUGCAUAUGAUGCGGGAGUCAAGCUGUACAUGCCCAAUGAGUGGGCUAGCCACGAGAUGAAUGUGCAGGGUACGCCGAUGGAGGAGAUGUACGAGGGGAAGAAAGCAAUUAUCAGGUUGCUGGACGAGAAGGUCAAGUUGGCUGAGAAGGAGGGAAAAGAGUUUUCUUGGACAGGUUUGAAUACGGGUAUUUUCUUUGACUGGGCCCUCCAUGCAUCAUUCCUCGACAUCUCCCUCCCACCGGCACACACCGCAAAAAUAUGGGACUCUGGUGCAAAUUCAUUCAGCGGCACGACACUCUCAACAGUCGGUCGUGCAGUUCUGUCAAUCUUGACCACUGCUCAAAACGAAACUCGAAACAAGCUCAUCGAAAUCGAAUCUUUUGCAACAAGUCAGAACGAAAUUGUAGCUGUGCUUGAGAAAGUCACGGGAAAGAAAUGGACGAUUGAGAAGACGAGUAUGGAUGACCAGUUGGGCAUUGCGGGGGCGCAUCUUGAGAAGGGUGAGUUUAUCGAGGCUCUUUAUAUUUGGGUUAGGGCAUGGAUAGUUUGUGGGAGGGAGGGUGCGAGGUUGGUGAAGGCGGAGGAGGGGAAUAAGCUGCUUGGCGUCGGUGGAGAGAAUAUUGAAGAGGUGGUGGGGAAGGUCGUUAAGGGUGAGAAAGUUUAGAGCUUGGAAGUUGUCCUGAGCUGGGAGAUUAUUGCGAGGUAAAAUGGUGUGCACUUCGGAAAUGGAUUUGGGAAUAUAAAUUGAUACAUCGAGGCAUGAGAUGCAAGAGGGACUUUCUGGACUUGGAAAGGAUACACAUUUUCAAGCCAUUGAUCAUUGAAUAUCAGAAGCUUAG
Messenger RNA from Cadophora gregata, 1263 nucleotides. RefSeq lists its product as uncharacterized. NCBI's taxonomy places the organism in Eukaryota, Fungi, Ascomycota, Leotiomycetes, Helotiales, Ploettnerulaceae. Gene Ontology annotation, molecular function: oxidoreductase activity. The transcript has 3 exons. The record is from RefSeq and is a predicted model, not a curated record. The coding region runs from base 162 to 1088 and encodes 308 amino acids.